Aspergillus melleus is the source of this 1395-nucleotide messenger RNA. RefSeq lists its product as uncharacterized. Lineage: Eukaryota; Fungi; Ascomycota; Eurotiomycetes; Eurotiales; Aspergillaceae. Bases 1 to 1395 code for a protein of 464 amino acids. The record is from RefSeq and is a predicted model, not a curated record. The transcript has 4 exons.
AUGCCACCGAGAACAUCAACCACAAAAGGGCCGUCGGGAGCCGACGGAAAACCAACAUGGAAGUCCAAAUUCACGGACAAGCAGUUAGAAAGGAAACGACAGGUCGAUCGCAUAUCUCAACGCCGCACGCGACAGAAUUCUAAACAGGUCGCCGCGCAGCUGCAGGAGAAGAUGAACCUGCUCUCUAGCGGUGACCACAAAGGUCUGCUGGAGCAGAUGCUGGCGGAGAAUGAAGGAUUAACCAGCAAGUUGAAUCUUUUCCAAAAUCGACUGGAUCAGAUUCAUCGUCUCUCGAAUGAAUGCCUGGAGGUUGAGGAUGUGCCGAAUCCUGCUAGAGGCCAUCGGUCUGUGGGCCGGAGCUUGACAUCCUCCGGGUUUGAUAGCACUCCAAUGGGGGAUGGAAUACCUGCCGAUGUUGGAAAAAUGUUCUCAAAGCAGCCUUCGAUCUUCCUCCAUAUCAUAGAGCAAAUGAGGGAAACACAUGGUGGCGACAUGCCAAGACUCACCCCUAAUCGCUUCGUCGAGAGCACCAUGGCAUGGAAGUACUCACAGGGUUCGACGGAUGGAUUGGACUAUCUGGUCCAGCACUUUCAACUGCGGGGAUUUACCAUUAAAGACACCCUUUUCCGAAAGACGGCUUACCUGGCGUACCAGCUCAUGCGGCCGUGGCGCGGCUGCUACCACUCUCACCUGGAGCUAGAGGCCCUAUUUUGGGCCCAAUACCGGCACCUUCUUUUCUUUGUUCUCCCGUCUACCGAAAAUCUUGCCAAAUGCUUGCCGUGGUACCGUCCGACGCCGUCCAUGUUCCUCUACGACCAUCCUGGUUACAUUGACUUCCUUCUUUGGCCUCACCUUCACGAGCAGUUAAAAGGCAGCUGGAAGAAGUACAACACCGAGAGCCUGAUCGGAAACCUGAUACGGAGAUUCAACGUUAGCAAUGCAGACAUUGACCCCAAGCAGCCACAGAUUUACGUAAAAAAUCGCGAGCUCCAUCUGUCAAAGAUCUUCGAGAGGGCCCUAGCCGAUGCUUCUAACUUUCGCAUGCAACCCCACCUAUUUACGCGUUCCCCGGAGGUUGUGAAUAGCGGUUCUCUCGUUGCUCCCAACCCACCAGCAACGGGAGACUCUACACGCUCAACACAUACAGUGUGUGGUGCGUCCAAUACGAACGUGCAAACCCACCCUUAUGGACUAGAUGAGCCGAUUUGGACGCAUCCUUUUCCAUCCGACAGUUACCUGCUAGGCUCUAUCACCAGUGCGGUUCCAGAAGUCCCACCCAAACUGGACUACAGGAUGACCCGGUCCAACGAGACGCUAGACACGGAGUGUAUCGACGGAAACUUUCUAAUCUGGAAUAAUUGCCAGAUGGGCUCCGGCAACUUAUGGACGCUAUAG